AGCCCCCACCGCUUGAACCCAGCAGGAAAGAAUCCGCUUUCUGCCGCUUACCUGGCUUUAUUAAUAAACCAACCGGUUCACGUGGUCAGCCCAGCCCAGCACAAUAUUCUGCUACAAUAGCAAGGUAUUUUCGACCGGGCGAUUUCACCCCCCCCUCUCUCAUCCGAGACUGGAGAGAUGCUGCUGCUGCUGUGAGGGAGAGAGGUGAGCGCAGUCGGAAAAGCAUCCCACCCCUCCACCACCACCCCCAGUCCUAAGCUCCUCCUCUGUCGUCGGAGAGCGGGGACCGGUCACAUUUUGCUCAAUGAGAGCGAGAGGGCACCGGAGAGGAUUUCCUAAUUUCAACCUGCUGCCGUUCCGUGCGGCUGUUUUCUCGCCUCUGUCAAAGAGGCUAAUAUGAAGACAUCAAUUGGCAAACCAGACCCUGGAAAGCACCUACAAUCUAUUCAACUUAUUUGAAACUGAAGACAACACCAUGCGUUGUCUGCGGUAAAAACCCUGUUCUCCACUCUCCCCACUUCCUACAUAGCCUUUGAGAGUGAGCAUACCACGAGCUGCACAGACAUGGGUUCAGAUCAACCCUGCAUGGAUUCACCAGAGCUUAGGCCCACGUUGGGCGCUGCCUGUAAGCGGCAGGGCCACCGGUGUCUGCGGAAAAGGCUGAGGCCAGUGCGAAUCUUAGGGUUCGUCUUCAGCUUGGUGGCCUUAAGUGUCGUUUCCUUCAGUGCCUUGACCUGGAGCUCAGGGGGUCUCAAUGAGCCAGUGCUCCCCCAGGAGAGUCUCCACCAGUCGGCCCCCCACAGGACUCUUCUUUUCACCCAACACCAGGGGGACCCCAAUGUGUCAGCUGACAUGCCAAUAGCCAUGAAAUCUACAGCAGACAGCAACGAGAGCCAGGGGGAUUACCCUCCAGACAUUUUCACCCUUGAGGAGAGGCGCCAAGGCGCAGUGGUCCUCCACAUGUUUGGCAUGAUCUACAUGUUCAUCGCCUUAGCCAUAGUGUGUGAUGAGUUCUUUGUCCCAGCGCUGACAGUCAUCACGGAGAAGCUGAGCAUUUCGGAUGACGUAGCAGGUGCAACCUUCAUGGCGGCAGGCGGCUCAGCACCGGAGCUCUUCACCUCCAUCAUCGGCGUCUUCAUCUCACACAGCAAUGUGGGCAUCGGGACCAUUGUAGGCUCAGCUGUCUUCAACAUCCUCUUCGUGAUCGGGAUGUGCGCCAUCUUCUCCAAGGAGAUCCUCAACCUGACGUGGUGGCCACUCUUCCGCGACGUCUCCUUCUACAUCAUGGAUCUGAUCUUGCUCAUCAUCUUCUUCCUGGAUAACAUCAUCUCCAUUUGGGAAAGUGUCACACUGCUCUCAGGCUACGCUGCCUACGUGAUCUUCAUGAAGUUCAAUAGCACAGUUGAGGGCUUCAUCAAGGGUUGCAUGAACAAGAACCAAGUGGUAGAAGUGGAAGUACAGCCCAAGGAUGAGAAGGCAAGUCCUGGGGCGCCAGAGGAUGACGGCAAGUUGUCGGCCAGGCCUCGGCUUCAGAGGGGGGGUAGUUCUGCCUCCCUGCACAACAGCUUGAUGAGGAACAGUAUUUUCCAGCUUAUGAUUCACACGUUGGACCCUUUAAGUGAAGGUAAAUUUCGAGAGAAGGCAUCAAUCCUUCACAAGAUCGCUAAAAAGAAAUGCCAAGUGGAGGACAGUGAGAAGGCCAAUGGAGUAGCAAGCCGUUCAGAUAAGAACCUUCCAAACAGCUCCAGCGUGGAAGUGGAAGUGACGCCACCCAUGAACGGAACGGCAGGGCAAGAGGGGGAAACGGUUGAGGAUGAGGAGGAGGAGGACCAGCCUCUGAGCCUGUCCUGGCCUGAGUCGAACCGCAAGCGCCUCACCUACCUCUUAAUUAUACCUGUUGUGCUCCCUCUGUGGCUAACGCUGCCUGACGUCAGAAAACCGUCAGCGCAGAAGUUCUUCCCCAUCACCUUCCUGGGUGCCAUCAGCUGGAUUGCAGUCUUCUCCUACCUAAUGGUGUGGUGGGCUCACCAGGUUGGAGAGACCAUUGGGAUUACAGAGGAGAUUAUGGGCCUGACUAUAUUAGCAGCUGGAACCUCCAUCCCUGACCUCAUCACCAGUGUUAUUGUGGCACGCAAGGGGCUGGGUGAUAUGGCUGUAUCCAGCUCCGUUGGCUCCAACAUCUUCGACAUUACUGUUGGGCUGCCGUUCCCUUGGCUCAUGUGGUCCUUUAUCAACGGUUUGAAACCGGUGCAAGUCAGCUCCAACGGCCUCUUCUGCGCCAUUGUGCUCCUCUUCCUCAUGCUCCUCUUCGUCAUCAUCUCCAUCGCCGCCUGCAAGUGGCGCAUGAGCAAGCUGCUCGGCUUUAUCAUGUUCCUGCUGUAUUUCGUCUUCCUGGUGGUCAGCGUCAUGCUGGAGGAUAGGAUCAUUACCUGUCCGGUGUCCAUCUGAGGACCUUCGGGGACCUACUUCCUCUCUCUCUCCCUCGUCACUACCACAACCACCACCAAACACAACCAUCCUUCUUGUCUGCCAUCGCUCUCACCUGACCCUCGUUAUCCUUUACCCCAGGAAUAAAAGACAAGAAUGGAGGAAUGGACAAGAGAAUAAUAUACUAAUGUGAAAAAAAUAUGGAUUCUACCUAUAUUUUCCGUAAGCAGGUGGUGGUAUGGAGGGGUUAAACCAACAAGGGCACAAGACUUUGGCGUGGCUGGUUUAGCGUAGGCCUAACCUGAGUGGAUUUUUAUUUAUUAUUAUUUAAUUGGCAAGUGGGGGAGGGGGUGGUUAUGGGUGUACCACCUAAAUAUAGAAGUAUUAUGCAUGCCAUUAGUGUCACUAGAUGAGCUGGAAUUGAGACAAAACCUUGUAGGUUGAGGAGAAUGACCUCCUGUGAACUUUGGGGGGGACAAAACAAGAGAUGCACUGUAUAAAACUCUCAAUAAUAAAUGCAGUGGCUGAGCUGAAAUUGUGAGCGUAUUUGAACACACACACCAGUUCAACACACUGAGACUUUGUCCCCUGCAUAGGGAUUUGUCGACGAGGAAGUGGCACACCGUGUGGAUGAAGAUUUUCAGAGAUGUUUCCUGUCUGACGGUAUUGAGCGAAAAAGACUCGCCUGUGGGCUUUGCACCUGAGCAACAAGGGAUGAAACACUCUUGCUGGGCAGACAAACUCCUUUUGUUAUUUCUUUUUUGCAAAUCCACCAUGUGCUCAGUCUGAAUGAUGAGUUUAAGCUUCCCCCUCUUCCCUGCCAGAUGUCAUUUUUUCACCACUGAAUGUCUCUUCAGAGGAUUUUUCUUUCUUUUCUUUUUGGAUUCAUUUUCAUAAAAUAUAUAGAUUAGUAAUAGUAGCAUUAGAUGUACUGUAGCAGCAUUAGUCAAAAAAUCUACUCCUUUUUUUUCUUUUGCCACUGAACACACGUUCUGAUUGUACACAACUUUUCAUGCUUCACACGCACUGACUGACGAAAGCAAGAAAAAAAAAAUGCCUAACUGAAGUUUAGCCUCUGAAAAUAUAUGCUAGCCUUCAAUUCACUGGUUGGAGAAAAAAAGGCAUGAGUACUUUAGGUUCAAUAAAAUUCCAUAAUGAA
This is a messenger RNA of Micropterus dolomieu (smallmouth bass), 3586 nucleotides long. RefSeq names its product sodium/potassium/calcium exchanger 2-like. Lineage: Eukaryota; Metazoa; Chordata; Actinopteri; Centrarchiformes; Centrarchidae. Gene Ontology annotation, molecular function: calcium, potassium:sodium antiporter activity; calcium channel activity. The transcript has 10 exons. The record is from RefSeq and is a predicted model, not a curated record. The coding region runs from base 565 to 2448 and encodes 627 amino acids. Gene Ontology annotation, cellular component: membrane. Gene Ontology annotation, biological process: long-term synaptic potentiation; calcium ion transmembrane transport; intracellular calcium ion homeostasis.